This is a messenger RNA of Diceros bicornis minor, 3699 nucleotides long. It is a transcript of the gene STXBP2, whose product is annotated as syntaxin binding protein 2. Lineage: Eukaryota; Metazoa; Chordata; Mammalia; Perissodactyla; Rhinocerotidae. The record is from RefSeq and is a predicted model, not a curated record. Bases 1849 to 3630 code for a protein of 593 amino acids. The transcript is spliced from 19 exons. Gene Ontology annotation, molecular function: syntaxin-3 binding. Gene Ontology annotation, cellular component: plasma membrane; secretory granule. Gene Ontology annotation, biological process: neurotransmitter secretion; vesicle-mediated transport; intracellular protein transport.
CUGGUCACCCUCACUGAGUGUAGUAGGGGGUGGCAGGCCCUACAGACUCUCACCCCCAGGGUGAGAAGCUAGAUGUGGUCCUGGCUUCCUCAUGGUGUCUCCCAGCUCCUCCCUCUGCCCCUGCAAUCCAUUCUUCCCCCCAGGGGCUGCAGGGGUCCCCUCCUUCCUCUGCUCAGAACUCUCCCUUGGCCCCCAUUGUUCUCAGAAGAAAACCCAAACAUCGUGGGGUAAUAGGAAUGUUCUAAAAUUGACUGAUGGUGGAUGCACAACUCGGAAUAUGCAAGAAGCCAUUGAAUUGGACACUCUCAGUGAGUGAGUUGUAUGGGAUGUGAAUUAUAUCUCAGUAAAGCUGUGAAAGAAAGAGAUUUUCCUGGGGACGUUUUAGCCCUGCGCGUCCUGCGUCCUGGGAACCUCUCAAUCCCAGGCAUACCAGAUUGGGAUAGUCCUACCUUGUCUCUCUGAAGAAGUCUGGCCUCUGCAGCCCCUCCAACCUCACCUCCUGCCCAACCCCCCUUCCCGGGCCUCAUCUCACUCCUGCCACUCAUUCAGGCUUGUCCCUGGUCUUCUCAGCCUGGAUCACUGCCUGGCUGCUCCUUGACGUCAUUCAGGGUUAAGUCUAAAGGCCACUCCCUCAGGGAGGCCCUCUGGGACCACCCCCAAUAGGGCAGCCCCCCCUCGCCCCCCCCCACACCACGUGAUGCUUGCUAUCACAUCACCGUUUAUUUCCUUUAGGGCAGAACUGAUCAUUUUCUCUCCCCUCCUUCCACCUUCAACGCUACCACAUGCAGGCCUUCUGGUCUUAUUCAGUGCUGUCUGUCCCAUGUAAGUGGCAGAGGGCCUGGCACCUGGCCACCUUGUAAUAAACAUGACCAAAUGAGGACCCAGCUCAGGACUGAACCAGGUCAGGGCUGUGCAUUCACACACAUGCAUCACACUUUAAAUCCGGGCCCUCACUUGUAUGGGUGGUGCUGGAGUGUGCCCUGUGUGUGACAAAGUGUCAGCCCUUUGCUGGUGCACAACGGGAGCAGGCCCUGAAAUUUCCAGUCGAGUGUGAAUCAAAGUGUGUGUGUGAAUGUGCAAGCGGUUGAGCCUGCCACUAAACCCAGUGUGAAUCACCCUAUGAAUGUGAUUGUUGCGGGUGUUGGGGGGCGGGGUGCACCGGGUGAGCACAAGGCUGUGACAAGCACUCCUGGGAUGACUCCUGGUUCAAAUCCCAAUAGGCCUACUCAUCCUGUGGCCUUGGACGAGAGUCCCGCUGAGGCGCGACUCCUCACUCCUAUACCGCACUCCGUGUUAGGGUCUCUGGGAGGAAGGAGUGAGAAUCUGGCACAGGUCCCCCGCACACACUAGGUGCUGGCUUAGCUCCAACCCGGCCUCCAGGCCGCUCUUGACUUUAUCAAAUGUUGCCCAAGCCUGCUGCUGCUGCUCAAGUCUGGGAGACAGAAGGUAAGUGGGUCACAGGUUUGUGGCCACGGUGCUCCAGGUGGGCACACAGCAUCCCUCAGCCACAGAGAGAAUUCUGGCAGGGUGGUGGCUGUGCCUGGGGAAGAUGAAGCGGUCACCAUUGCCCUGCGAUCCCAGUUUCUCGCUGCACACAAGCAGGGGAAGUGUGUCUGAGCUCACGUCUGUGCGCGUGUCGUCGGGGUGCGCCCCUCCAGCGACUCCGUGCCCGUCUGCGGGGACACGUCCGCCCGUCCGCUCUGCGAGGGACCGGUCUUCUUCCCCGAGAACCGACGGCGGGGCGGGGCCAGGUGCACAGGGGGCGGGGCCCGCGCGGAUGACGUGCGGGGCCACGCCCAUACCUUGGGACAGACCCGGAAGCGGCGGCGGCGGCACCCCUGGGGGAAGAUGGCGCCCUCGGGGCUGAAGGCGGUGGUAGGGGAAAAAAUUCUGAGCGGAGUCAUUCGGAGCGUCAAAAGGGAUGGGGAGUGGAAGGUGCUCAUCAUGGACCAUCCGAGCAUGCGCAUCUUGUCUUCCUGCUGCAAGAUGUCAGACAUCCUGGCUGAGGGCAUCACCAUUGUUGAAGACAUCAACAAACGGCGAGAACCCAUCCCCAGCCUGGAGGCCAUUUAUUUGCUGAGUCCCACGGAGAAGUCCGUGCAGGCCCUGAUCGCAGACUUCCGGGGGACCCCGACCUUCACCUACAAAGCAGCACAUGUCUUCUUCACCGACACCUGCCCGGAGCCCCUGUUCAAUGAGCUGGGCCGCUCCCGCUUGGCGAAGGUGGUGAAGACACUGAAAGAGAUCCACCUUGCCUUCCUCCCGUAUGAGGCCCAGGUUUUCUCGCUGGAUGCCCCCCACAGCACCUACAACCUCUACUGCCCCUUCCGGGCGGGGGAGCGGGCACGGCAGCUCGAGGCGCUGGCCCAGCAGAUCGCCACUCUGUGCGCCACGCUGCAGGAGUACCCGUCCAUCCGCUACCGCAAGGGCCCAGAGGACACGGCCCAGCUGGCCCACGCUGUCCUGGCCAAGCUGAACGCCUUCAAGGCAGACACUCCCAGUCUGGGCGAGGGCCCUGAAAAAACCCGCUCACAGCUACUAAUCAUGGACCGGGCGGCUGACCCCGUGUCCCCGCUGCUGCAUGAGCUCACGUUCCAGGCCAUGGCCUAUGACCUGCUGGACAUCGAGCAGGACACGUACAGGUACGAGACCACGGGGCUGAGUGAGGCCCGAGAGAAGGCCGUGCUGCUGGAUGAGGACGAUGACCUGUGGAUAGAGCUGCGGCACAUGCACAUCGCAGACGUGUCCAAGAAGGUCACGGAGCUUCUGAAGACGUUCUGUGAGAGCAAGAGGCUGACCACCGACAAGGCCAACAUCAAAGACCUAUCCCACAUCCUGAAAAAGAUGCCGCAGUACCAGAAGGAGCUGAACAAGUAUUCUACACACCUGCAUUUAGCCGAUGACUGCAUGAAGCACUUCAAGGGUUCCGUGGAGAGGCUGUGCAGCGUGGAGCAGGACUUGGCCAUGGGUUCGGACGCAGAGGGCGAGAAGAUCAAGGACGCCAUGAAGCUGAUCGUGCCCGUGCUGCUGGACACGGCGGUGCCAGCUUAUGACAAGAUCCGGGUCCUGUUGCUCUACAUCCUUCUACGGAAUGGUGUGAGCGAGGAGAACCUGGUCAAGCUGAUCCAGCACGCCAACGUGCAGGCGCACAGCAGCCUCAUCCGGAACCUGGAGCAGCUGGGGGGCACCAUCACCCAUACCGGGGGCUCUGGGACCUCAAGCCGGCUGGGCCGGAGGGAGCGCUUGGAGCCCACCUACCAGCUGUCCCGCUGGACCCCGGUCGUCAAGGAUGUGAUGGAGGAUGCCGUGGAGGACCGGCUGGACCGCAAGCUGUGGCCAUUCGUGUCCGACCCUGCCCCCACGGCCACCUCCCAGGCUGCUGUCAGUGCCCGUUUUGGCCACUGGCACAAGAACAAGGCAGGUGUGGAGGCACGGGCGGGGCCCCGGCUCAUCAUCUACAUCGUGGGCGGCGUGACGAUGUCAGAGAUGAGGGCUGCCUACGAGGUGACCAGGGCCACCGACGGCAAGUGGGAGGUGCUCAUUGGAUCCUCACACAUCCUCACCCCGACCCGCUUCCUGGACGACCUCAAGACACUGGACCAGAAACUGGAGGAUAUUGCCCUGCCCUGACCCUCGCGCCCCCGCCGUGACCUGCCCUCUCCCUUUCCAGAGAAAUAAACUGCCCCCUUCUCUCUGCCA